AUGACAUUUAUUUUGGGUAACUAUGGAAUAUAUGCAGUGGCAGCCGCCAUUUACAGUACACUGGGCGAUAUGAAGCAAGUUCAAAUGUAUUCGCAGCAGUAUCAAGAGGCUACACAGGUCGAAGCCACACAGGAGAAUGCUUCCGAUGGAAUAUAUUUGGGUACUGCCGGUAUAGCCUACAUGUUUUACCAAAUAAGUAAAAACCCCAUUUUCGAAAAUCAGAAAACACAUUUAUUGAACGUGGCAAUUCACUACAUGAAGCCAGAAUUGAGCAUAGCUAAGUACAGUACCAAAUACCCCGCAGACAUUCCAUCAUUUAUUUUGGGUAACGGUGGAAUAUACGCAGUGGCGGCCGCCAUUUACAGCACCCUGGGCGACAUGGAGCAAGGUCACUCGUACUCGCAACAGUACCAAGAGGGUGCACAGAUUUGCAAUGCACCUUCGUUUUUAAACAAUGGUUCUGAUGAGCUGUUCGAUGGAAGAGCUGGGUAUAUUAUGGGAGCGUUGUGGAUAACGAAGGAAAUUAAAAUAAUUAUAAAUAAAGAUGAAAUCUGGGAUAUAUGCUCAGUAAUUGUUUCAUCAGGAAGAGAAUAUUCUAAGGCGAACAAGAGUGCUUCGCCUCUUAUGUACUCAUACUACCAAAUUGAAUACUUGGGUGCUGCCUUGAUGUAA
Messenger RNA from Aethina tumida (small hive beetle), 672 nucleotides. Its product is annotated as lanC-like protein 3. The record is from RefSeq and is a predicted model, not a curated record. Gene Ontology annotation, cellular component: plasma membrane. The transcript has 2 exons. Gene Ontology annotation, biological process: peptide modification; carbohydrate metabolic process. Lineage: Eukaryota; Metazoa; Arthropoda; Insecta; Coleoptera; Nitidulidae. The coding region runs from base 1 to 672 and encodes 223 amino acids.